Plasmodium vivax (malaria parasite P. vivax) is the source of this 1740-nucleotide messenger RNA. RefSeq lists its product as hypothetical. The record is from RefSeq and is a predicted model, not a curated record. The transcript has a single exon. Gene Ontology annotation, biological process: peptide metabolic process; proteolysis. Gene Ontology annotation, cellular component: mitochondrion. Bases 1 to 1740 code for a protein of 579 amino acids. Gene Ontology annotation, molecular function: metalloendopeptidase activity. NCBI's taxonomy places the organism in Eukaryota, Apicomplexa, Aconoidasida, Haemosporida, Plasmodiidae.
AUGGUGAUCCUCCCCCCCCCCCCCAGACACCUAACAAUAGACAGGAGCCAAAUAAACAUAGACGAAGAAUGGAAGCAGAAACACCAGUGCGCAUUUAACAGGAAGAAGCUAAAAAUACCGAUAAGCAAGCACAACUAUGAAUUUAUCCUAAACGGAGUAACCGAAUCGGCGUUAAGGGAAAAGGUGUUGACUCUUCUGAACAGCCCAUAUGAAAAUCAAAGCCUAAAUAGAGACGUAAUAAAAAUUCUGAAGAAGAGGUACGAUGUAGCGACGAAGCUUGGGUAUAGAAACUGGGUGGACUAUUCAAUGUCUCAUUUUACAAGUGAGAAGGGUAAGUACAACAAAUUGAGGGACUUCUUUAACCUAGUUAAGGAGAAGGUGGAUAGGGAUUAUGCGCGUGUGAGCGUUAACAUGGGGAAGUUACUCCGUUCGGGGGGGGGCAGUCAACCGAGCGAUCGGUAUGGCCUUCCCCACGACAGAGGCGAAUUGCGACGUGAUAGAAUGGCCCCUCUUCGGGAUAAACCCACCUUGCACGACUGGAGCUACUACCACAACAAAUGUGCGAACAAGCCAGACGAAUACUUCGUGAAUACCUUCUUCCCCCACGGGCACGUCUGGAAGAAUUUCAUCGAAAUAGUCUCUCGGAUUUACAACUUCUCCUAUGAGGAGGUGCGAGAGAAGGGCGUUACGAAGAAGUGGCCCAAGGGGACUCUCGUGUAUAGGAUUGAACGGAGGAGUGCUAAUCAUAGCAGUGGUGCCAAUACACACGUAUACGAAUCACUAGCACGAAGUCGAUUUGGAGAGAGUCCCAGAAGGGAAGUCCCCCCCGGGGAUAGUCUGCUAGGCUAUAUGUAUAUAGUACCCUACAUGGAGAUAAAGCUUAGGGACUAUUUUAGAGUGCCCUCCAUGAACUGCCUAUCGAAUACCUGCCUGAUAUGCCCAGGACACGUAGUGGUUGACUACAAAUUCAUUGGGACCAUACCAAUAGAAAAAAAGCUCUUCAGUUGUUCAGAAAUUUUAACCCUAUUUCAUGAAUUUGGGCAUGCCUAUCAUUUGUUGUUACUGUCUAGGAGGUAUACCCUCUAUCGUUUUUCGAACAUGCCCUUGGAUUAUGCGGAGUUCUUUUCGCACAUGAGUGAACACCUGGUGAAUAACCUCAGCGUGUUGCAAGCGCUAUCAAAUAAGGCAGAUAAUAACUCCAAAAUAAGUGAAGAUAUUUUCAAGGCCAUUAAAUUUGACUCCUCUCGGCUGGCCAACAUCUUCACGCACGCGGUGGUGGACUACGAGAUCCACGGGUUAAACCCUCGAGAGUUUUUCGCCAGCCAUUUGGAGGGUCGCGCGGGAGUGGCACACGGGAAGGCACACGAGCAGGUACAUGCGCAGGCAGAUGGGCAGCCAUAUGACCGCGCUCAUGCCGAUGAUUCGCUGGCCCCUUUUUACAACCUCAUUGGAAGCUACCUUCCCUACAAAAUUGGGCCCAGCUAUUCCAUACACUCGACCAGCUUCCCCUAUCACUUUUCCUGUUACUACGCGGGCUCCGUUUUGAGCUACCUGUUGGCGGAGAUGCGGGUCCUCAUGAACAUCCCCACUGCGGACUUGUCCAUCAAGCGGAACAGUUCUCUCGUUGCUUUUCAGAAAAAGUUUUACGCCAUUGUGGCGGAGGAUUUCAUUGGCUCGUCUGGCUGGCCUGGCUCCUCCGUGAUCGACCGCGCGCUGGCGAACAGGCAUUUGCUGGCCUGA